Messenger RNA from Sphaeramia orbicularis (orbiculate cardinalfish), 6268 nucleotides. It is a transcript of the gene cpeb4b, whose product is annotated as cytoplasmic polyadenylation element binding protein 4b. Gene Ontology annotation, molecular function: ribosome binding; mRNA 3'-UTR binding; translation factor activity, RNA binding. The transcript is spliced from 11 exons. Gene Ontology annotation, cellular component: cytoplasm; neuron projection; synapse. Gene Ontology annotation, biological process: negative regulation of cytoplasmic translation. Lineage: Eukaryota; Metazoa; Chordata; Actinopteri; Kurtiformes; Apogonidae. Bases 470 to 2725 code for a protein of 751 amino acids. The record is from RefSeq and is a predicted model, not a curated record.
CACGGUCGGUUUCAGGAGAGAGGGGCAGCCAAGAAGCGCACGAGAAUCGGCUGGCUCUGUAGGAAAAGACAGUUAGCGAGAAAAUAUACCGACAUCAAACGAACAAUGAAACCGGUCGAAUAGGGCUUGUGAAGCAACUGAAGCCAAGUAUAGUCCACACAUUGCCACGUUAACAAAUCCGUUUUGAUGUUAUAGUCCAGGUUCGAGGCAGGCGAUAGAGAGCUGUGUCAUUGAGCAGGCAGGACACGUCAGGAGAAGGGAGAAAAAAAAGCUGACCGACUGCACUGUACGAGUCAGCUAUCAAAUCGCCGCUGAAAAGCUUUGCCUGCUCUGCUCAUUUUCUCAAGGACACCACCUUGCUCUCAUUCCGAGGGGAGGCUCUCAACAAAGACAUCGCCGAGGUCGAAGGUGGUGAUCAGAAGGACCAAACGAUCACGGGAUAGCAUUUGUGUGUGGGGGGAAAAAACAAAUGGGGGAUUACGGGUUUGGAGUCCUAGUUCAAAACAACACUGGCAACAAGUCCACAUUCCCGGUCCGAAUCCACCCACAUCUGCAGCCCCCACACCAUCACCAAAAUGUGUCGCAGAGCCCUGCUGCUUUCAUAAACAGCACCACAGCCGCAGGGAAUGGCACCACGGGAGGCUCUCCCUGGCUUUUCCCCGCCUCUGCCACCCACAACAGUGUGCAAGACGAAAUCCUGGGGGGCCCAGAGAAGCCCAAAGCACAGCAGCAGCAGGAAAUGCAAGAAACGCAGGAAAAGCAGCAGCAGUUGUCUCCUGGGAGCCACCAGGAAGGUGGAAGUGGUGGUGGGAUCAUUUCAGAUCUGGAAAAAGCCCGGUCAGAGGAAGCCAAGACAGACAACGGCACAUCUGAAGGAAGUAAUGGGAAGGAGAAGCAGCUACGUCUGGAGUCCCCAGUCCUGACAGGCUUCGAUUACCAGGAGACAUCUGGUCUUGGGGGAACUGGCCCUGUCCAGUCCAGUACAACCUCGUCAUCCCUUACAGGCUUCAAUAACUGGUCAGCCGCCAUCCCUCCGGCGCCAUCCACCAUCAUCAAUGAGGAUGUGAGCUUUUUCAAUCCAGCAUCUGCCAACAACGGGCCCCUGCUGUUCCAGAACUUCUCACACCAUGUCAGCCCAGGGUUUGGUGGCAACUUCUCUCAGAUAGGGCCUGCGGCGGCCUUAUCCCAGCACCACCCGCCUCCCCCACCGCACCCUCAUUUUCAACACCCCCACAACCAACACCAGCAGCAUCGCCGCUCCCCAGCUUCUCCCCACCCUCCACCGCCUUUCUCACAUAGGAAUGCGGCCUUCAGCCAGUUGCCGCAUUUGUCCAACAGCCUGAACAAGCCCCCGUCCCCUUGGGGUCCGGCCAGCUACCAGAGCCCCUCUCCCUCCCCCGGCUCUUCCACCUCCUGGAGUCCCGGAGGAGGCUAUGGCAGUGGUGGUGGCGGCUGGGGAGGGUCUCAGGGCAGAGAUUAUCGCAGAGGACUGAAUGGCGGGAUGACCCCCAUCAACUCUAUCUCUCCACUUAAGAAGACCUUCCCCAACAACCAUGUUGCAUCCCAGAAGUAUCCUAGAAACAGUCCCGCAGGCUUCAAUCCCAAAUCCUGGAUCGAUGAUGGCGUCGGCCGCAGUGACAACAUCUUCCCUUUCCAGGAACGUACCAGGUCAUUCGACGGCUUCAACAUGAAUACCCUUGAGAGCUCCCUGAUCGACAUCAUGAGGGCUGAGCAGGACACCCUCAAAGGUCGUCUGGGGUUUCCCCAUCCAGGAGGGGACAACCCUCUGCCCCUUAAUGCCAGGAAUUAUAGCAGGAGACGAGGCCAUUCUUCCCUCUUCCCCAUGGAGGAUGGUUUUCCUGACGACGAACGCGGCGAGGGUCUUGCAGGUCUGGGAUCUCCGCAUUGCUUUCCACACCAGAACGGAGAGCGCGUCGAACGCUAUUCCCGCAAGGUCUUUGUCGGUGGACUGCCCCCGGAUAUAGAUGAAGAUGAGAUAACAGCCAGUUUCCGGCGUUUUGGACACCUGUUUGUGGACUGGCCUCACAAAGCUGAGAGCAAGUCUUAUUUCCCUCCCAAAGGCUAUGCCUUCCUGCUGUUCCAGGAUGAGAGCUCGGUGCAGGCUUUGAUCGAUGCCUGCAUUGAAGAAGACGGAAAGCUGUACCUGUGUGUGUCCAGCCCCACUAUCAAAGACAAGCCGGUUCAGAUUCGCCCGUGGAACCUGAAUGACAGUGAUUUUGUGAUGGAUGGCUCUCAGCCUCUGGACCCGAGGAAAACUAUUUUUGUAGGUGGUGUCCCUCGUCCGCUUCGUGCAGUGGAACUGGCCAUGAUCAUGGACCGCCUGUACGGUGGGGUUUGCUACGCUGGCAUCGACACAGACCCGGAGCUGAAGUACCCCAAGGGAGCUGGGCGGGUCGCCUUCUCUAAUCAGCAGAGCUACAUUGCUGCUAUCAGUGCUCGCUUUGUACAGCUGCAGCAUGGAGAAAUCGAUAAACGGGUGGAAGUGAAGCCAUAUGUGCUGGAUGACCAGCUGUGCGAUGAGUGCCAGGGAACUCGCUGCGGUGGGAAGUUUGCACCCUUCUUCUGCGCCAACGUCACCUGUCUGCAGUACUACUGCGAGUACUGCUGGGCCGCCAUCCACUCGCGUGCCGGCCGAGAGUUUCACAAACCCCUGGUGAAGGAGGGAGGUGAUCGACCUCGUCACAUCUCCUUCCGCUGGAACUGAGCAGGCGACGGAGAGGGAGAGGCAACAGGGGAACAGGAGGGCAGGUAGUGCAGGAGUCGCAAAUCAGUGUACAAAUAAAUGCACUUUUCUGUUGCUGGUUCCUUUUUGCUCUAAUUUCACCGAAACUUUUUCUCUUUUUUUUUCUCGAGUUAAUAUAUAAUAUAUCUAUAUUUUGAAGAUAGAAAAGAAAAACUGGAAUUAUAUCCAAAUAUGUCCAGCAAGGAAAAAAGAUGUGUAAUGUAAUUUAAUUUAUGCAUUUAAUUUUUUAAAUAUUUUUAUUAUUUCUGAAAAAAAAAAAAACAUAUAGGCAAGUCUGAAGUGUGAGAUGGUACUCUGCUUUUAAUUGGCAAGUUACUCAGAUUAAACAAAACAAUAUAUUUUAUGUGACACGAGGCUACUAAAAACAUAUUUUGGAUUGGUUUAAUAAGAAUUUACAGCAGAGCAGUUGCUUUUUGAUUUCAUAUUGAAUCUCCAGAGAAGAUGCUAGUGAAAAAAAAUAUAUAUAAUUGUCGAUUCAGUCCUGAGAGGGUGACUUUUCUUUGGGUAAAAGAGGCUCCAGAGCAAAUGUGAAAAAGGUGUUGCUGAAGAAGAGUGCACUUAUUUCCUAUUCAAAGAGUGCAGUUACAGUAUAGAAGACCCUAUGUAGUUAACCAAAGCUGAAACUUAAAGAACUGAAGAAUAUAGAGGGCCCACUGCAGAAUGAAACUGAUCAUUUCCUCCCAGAUCGAAAUAUUCCAACCUCCCUUUUUAUUGUUUCUGCGACCAUACAGACGUUUUGAUCUUACUUGAAAAUUUUUCAAACAAAUUCUUAGCGACGCAUAUUUGGGUUUUGAUCUCCAUUUUGACAUGCAAAAACUAAUACCUCAAACUCAGCUGCUAAUGUGCCGAAUACAGUAAAAGAAAAGACAGAGAGAGAGAGAGCGAGAGAGAGAGAGCGCGAAAGAAAAACAUUUACACCCGCUGGUGUUCUCCUUUCCUAAGUACCGUAAUCAAAGGGAAGUGAUGCAACAGGCAGAGUGUGAUGUGAAUGGCACAGUUUUGUACUCACUUGCUUCAUCACCUCCUUAUUUUUGUAAUCAAACCCAGGGUUGUGCUAGGGACAGAGCAGAGCAUCGUACAGUAUAUUAGGGGAAUGUAUGGAGGCUAAAGGACAGACAGACAGACAGGCUAACUCGGUACAAACAAAUCCAGCCCCCCUCCCUCUCCUGACGUCUGCCUUCAGCCUCUGCUGCUACACCCGCAGUAAACAGAGGGGGCAGGAUCCAGGCGCUCGCUGCUGCCACGAAUCCAAAUUUAUUCAGGACCGAGGCGUAGGUAGCUCCUCCAGAGAAGGCUGGUGAGUCUCUGGCCACCUUUUACUGCAGUUUUUUUUUUUAAAGGUGGCCACAGCACCGCCUAUUGGGCAAUGCCUGUCUUUGUUAGUUUUUUUUAAACACAUUUGUGCAAUUCUCCCGAGUCUUUAAGGAAAAAAAAAAAGCUCCACUUUGCAUCCAGGAGUCGGCUAUAUUAACGGAAAGAGAAAAAAAAGCAAUUAAAAGUUUAUCUGGUUUCCAGAUCAUCAGCACACAUUUGAGUCAUGGAGGGAUCUGGCCUUUCGGUGAACCCUCUAUCCUUCCUCCUGCCAAGCUAAUCCAACUCAGCAUCCAGUGUUUUUGAAGCAUAAAUGAAGAUAGUCUGUGCAGUGUGCUCUACUACUACAUGUUUGUGACCCACAUGCAGCUCGAAAACAAGACUGCAGUUCUGAUAGGUUGUACCCAGUGGCUUAUGGGAACCAAAGAUGGCCGUGCAGUAGUGGGUCAUACUGUAGCUCAUUUUCUGUUGAGGUUUUUAUUCUGAUUUUCUUGUUUUUCUUAAAGGACUUUUUUUUUCAUAUAUUUUUUUAAGUCGUAUCACUUCUACCCAGUUCAACCGUCAAGCCCUGUUGGACUCCAGUAAACCAAAGAUUGGCCUUGAACAUAAUAUAUUUAUACAUUUGACAGUGCAGUCAAAAACCCAUUAGAACACCAGUGGAAAAACAACAGGGCUUGCGUGCGCACACACACACUCACACUCAAACUCACACACACAAAUAACGCGACAUCGCUCAAACCGGAGAGGUCCACUGAGGUCUUGGAUCUCAGUUAUCGUAGGUCUACCCGUUGGUCAUGUUUGGGAAAAUUAACAUAAAGUGCACAUUCACACAGCGAACGUAAAACUAAUCCUCACAUUUGUUUGACGUUUUGAAGUCACUCAGUGGUAUCCUACUAGCCGAGCAUUUAAAUAUGUCAGGGAGUUAGUACAGAAACUUGAUUAUACACACUAGUGAGAAACGUAUCCUCAUAUUGGCGUGGUGUCGUCGCACCAGUUUUGCACCCUGGACAUUAGUUUUGUGGGUGUGGUGGGUGAGCAUUUUAGAAGUUAAAACACUUUGUGAAGAAUUUGCUGUUAAAUGAGAUGAAAAAAGAUUAUUUUAUACAUGGCCUGCUGAUUUUUGGUACAGUGUGUUUUCUAGCUAAAUUAUUUUGUCAUGCACAUAUAAACAUUUAUUAUGCACUACUUUUCUAAAUAUUUUUUCUUUUUCCAACAGUCAUUUUAGGCACAUUUUUCACAAAUGGGGAAACUCCUUUUUGCAAUACCUCAAUUUUUCACAUUGUGAAAGGUAGCUUUUGUACUUUUGUUACUGAGAGAUCUGCAUAUAUGGAAAUGUUCAUUUUAAGAAAAAAAAGUUGAGUGAUUUCAAUAUAUAUUAUUUUCAAUUAUGCUUUUUAUACAUUUCAGUGCUGAGGAAUCUUUACAACUAAGUGCGCACUUGUGUUGAUGCGACUUCAGAUCUGCAGAGGAGAGACCAAAGUGUUAUGACUCUCUUGGUCUUAGCUUUUUUCGUACACUAGAUGUUUUCCAGUCAAUCUGGUCAAAUAACAGCAUGGCAAGAAAAAAAAAAAAAGGUGUAACUUUAAAAUUGAUGCCUCUUAACACGGCUCUACUAGUUGGAACAUGGUAACUUCUGUCUUGGUUUCCUCUCCGUAGAUGGAGUAUAACUUAUUAUAAGGAGAAUGCAAAAUUUGGUUCAUGCUUAACGCUGAAUCUCUUAUCACAAGAAUGGAUGUUUGGUGUUUAGAUAUUUUAAUAUUUGAAAAAAGUAUAUAUAUAUAUUAUAUAUAUUCUUGAACUUGCCAACUAGCACCUAUUGUAAUCCUUAGCAUGCAUGACAAAAAAGAGAAAAUGACAAGUACAUGAAAUUAGCUAUUAAAAUUAAUUGUUGUGGUGUGCACCAAAUGUUUCUCAACUAUUAAGUUGUUAAGGACACCCUAAACCCACUCUCACCUCACCCCACUCCCACUCCCACUAGUCCCCGCCUCCCACCCCCACCCGACCUCGCGUGUCGAUCCUCCUCGCUUCCCCAUUCGCAGACCUCUGCAGGAUGCACAUGACAGAGCGAUAAAGACGAGAAACAAGACAGAAACUAACUUUAAAAAUCGAUUUGGCAGUGCAGGACUUUGAGCAUCCUUAUAGAACACUGUUUCAAGAAAAAAUAAAUAGAUAAAAAAAGAAGAAGAAGAAAAA